AUGGGAGUGGACGAAGCCGAUUUGCCAGCGCGACAGCCAGAGCGUAGUAUUGCAACAACAACAACAACAACAACAACAACGACACCAUCAAACAAUACUGGCGGCGGCCUCUUGGAGACACCGCGUCCACCAGUCGUUGCACCGGGCGCAGUUCAUGUCAAUAAUAAUGCAAAUACUGCAAAUACUGCAAAUAAUUCGAGUAUGGGUAAUAGUCAACAACCUCCUGCAUUAUUGCUGACAUUAAACAAUAAGGGUAGUAGUAAAGAGAAGAAGAAGAAGAAGAAGGACGCUGAUAAUGAAGACGAAUGGACGACGCUGGGCAACAUCAGCAACAACAACAGCAACAACAACAACAACAACAACAAUUCCGUCCUUCUCGACUGUGCUCCGAGUCGACAGCCUUCCACCAAGACACUUGCGGAUCAGCAAGGAACAAUCCAUACCAGUGGUACUACUACUAUCCAGACAACAUCCUCGAACAAUACCAAUACUACCACCCCUGGUGUCGUUGCAGUCUCUGGUCUUGGCAUGGAAAGCAGUAGUAACAACAACAACAACAACAACGACAACAACAAUGCUGCCAAUACCAACAAUAUCACUUCCAUGACUUCCAAUACAACAGGAGAAACCGAUGACUCAUAUCCACCCACUACCAUUAUUACGGCAACCAAGGUUGUCGAGGAAGACGAAGUUGACUAUUAUCAUCAUUACGAUCAUCGAGAUCGAGAUGAAGAACGACAAGUCGACGAAGCGGUGCGAUUGGCACAAGAAGAAGCCGAACGACUUCGUCAACAAGUGCGAUCUCUCCAACAACAGGAACAACAACGAGGACAAGCAGCUGUAUCCUCAUCCCAAGUACUGGUAGUGGCAACGGCAGCAAAUGAUGACAAGGAUGCCACCUUUUCACCAGACGAUGAUGAUGAGGAAAGUACGGGACAAUCCAAAACGAAAAAAUGUCGGUGGAUUGGUGGACUCGUAUUAUUCUUGGGCAUUGCCAUUGGUGGUGGAAUUGCCAUUUUUCUAACACUUCAAAAGGAUGCAAAUACUACAACAAGUCUGGCACAACAAGCAGCAACCAUGUCACCCACAAUGUCACCGACAUUGCCAUGUCUCAAUACCAUUACUCCUCCCGACAAGAAUUAUACCAACCGCAUCAAACCCAUUCUACAAACAUGUCAAGGAGAUUGCGAUUACGAUACCGAUUGCGACGAAGGCCUCGAGUGUUUUCACCGGAAUAGACCCUUCGAUCCAGUGCCAGGAUGCUCCUGCUGGGAGGAAGAUGCUACACGAAAUGAUUAUUGCAUUCCCAUUCCAACGGAUCCUUGUUUGGUGGAAACCAAUGAUUAUCCAUUGGGCAUGUGCGAAGGAAAAUGCAAAGGAGAUACAGAUUGUCAAAAGGGACUUGUUUGUCGAGCUUUCUUUCCAGGACAAUAUAUUUCGGGUUGUCAACAUUGUGAAAAAGAAGAAGAAGGAGGAGGAGAAGCAGAUGAGGAGUUGACUGGAGGGUUCUUUCCUGGAUUUGUCCCAUCCAAUGAAACGGACAUGUACAAUGGUACUGGUAACAAUGAUUACAAUACUACUGGUAACAAUGGGAACAACGGUAACAACGAGACCGAGUUUACUACCGGCAAGCUUCCGGAAAUUCCAACCGACUUCAACCUUACCAACAAUGGAUUCUUACCCAACAACAACAACAAUACCACCGAGGAUGAAUCUACCAGCUCGAUUGGGAACAACGAAACCGGCGAAUCACCAUCCAGGCUGCCUGACAAUUAUUACACCUUUAGUGGUGGUCGGAAAUUGCAAGUUCUUUGGAAUGAAGAAGUAGAAGAAGAAAGAGAAAACAAAGAGGAAGGACCCACACCUGCUCCAACAGCUUGGAUAGGAACGGUGGAUGAUCAAGACUGGACCAAAGAGCCCACCCCUGCUCCGACAGUUUGGAAAGGAACGGUGGACGAGAAAGGCAACACCCAACCUCCCAAGGACGAAGAAAACAACGACGACUACAAUGACGACAAUUCCGUCAUGCUCACCAGAGGUCCCACCAGUGCGUGGGCGACAAGACCUCCAGUUCCAAAUAACGAUCUUGUAGAAGAUUUUGUGAUGUACUGUGUACCAGGUCCAGAAGAUGACUUUGAAAACAUUCUGAAUGAUCCAGGAGGAACGGGAGACUUUACUGGGAGCAAGGUGGAUGGCGAGGGAGAUGGCUUGUUGUCCGAGUCUGGUGCUGGACGAAUUCUUGGUAGUACCCGAGUACCUGGUAUUCUACUUGCGGCGGCAGCGACAGUUCUUUCUGUAAUUUUGGCAUGGUAA
Messenger RNA from Cylindrotheca closterium, 2313 nucleotides. NCBI's taxonomy places the organism in Eukaryota, Bacillariophyta, Bacillariophyceae, Bacillariales, Bacillariaceae. The record is from the annotation of a GenBank genome assembly.